AUGUCGGAAGAUGAGCGGAAAUCAAUUGAGGACAUUAAAUUGGAGUUGGCAGAGGCUCAAAAGGAUGACACAAAAUCACCAGAAGAAAUUAAAGAAUUAACUUUACGGUUACGUGCGGCAUACCAGGAUGAAGAGGAAUACUGGCACCAAAAAAGUCGCAGCCUUUGGAUGAGAGUAGGGGAUCAAAAUACAAAAUUCUUUCAUGCACAAACAAAACAGAGGCAAGCUAGGAACAGAAUUGUCGGCCUAUUUAAUGAAGCAGGAAUGUGGAUUACGGAGGAUACCGGUAUCCAAGAGGUUGCGGUUUUGUAUUUUACAGAUUUAUUUACUUCGACUAACCCGAUGGAUUUUGAGGAGGCGUUACAAGACAUUCGUUUGUCGAUUACGGAGGAUAUUAAUGUUCGGUUAACGAGGGAAGCCACGGAACAAGAGAUUCGUACCGCAUUGUUUCUUAUGCAUCCGGAAAAGGCCCCGGGGCCGGAUGGAAUGACGGCUUUGUUUUACCAAAAAUCAUGGGAGAUAAUCAAGGAUGACCUGGUCCUAUUAGUGAACUCUUUCUUUCAAAAUGAUUCUUUUGAUAAUAGGUUAAAUACCACAAAUAUAUGUCUUAUUCCUAAGACGGAGAGACCGACAAAAAUGUCGGAUUUAAGGCCUAUAAGCUUGUGUAACGUUGGUUAUAAAAUUAUUUCUAAGGUUCUCUGCCAGCGGUUAAAAAGGGUACUCCCGGUCUUGAUCUCCGAGACACAAUCCGCCUUUGUGGAGGGACGGUUAAUAUCAGAUAAUAUUUUAAUAGCCCAAGAAAUGUUUCAUGGACUUCAGACAAAUCCAUCAUGUAAAGGGAAAUAUAUGGCAAUUAAAACGGAUAUGAGUAAAGCGUAUGAUCGGUUAGAAUGGCCCUUUAUAGCAAAGGUGAUGGAGAAAAUGGGAUUUUGUGAGAAGUGGAUUGCCUGGAUGAUGUGCUGCAUCACUUCGGUACAAUAUCGUGUCUUACUAAACGGCCAACCACGAGGUUUAAUUAUCCCGGAUAGGGGGCUACGCCAAGGGGAUCCAUUAUCGCCUUAUCUUUUCAUCUUAUGUACAGAGGUAUUAAUCGCCAAUAUUAGGCGAGCGGAGGCCGCUAAACUUAUAACCGGAAUCAAGGUUGCAAGGGCUAGCCCUGCGAUUUCUCAUUUACUUUUUGCGGAUGACAGUCUUUUCUUCUGUCAAGCAAAGAAAGAGCAGUGUGAGGUUAUCCUUGGUAUUCUUAAGCAGUACGAAAAAGUCUCGGGUCAACAAAUCAAUUUCACGAAAUCGUCAAUACAAUUUGGUCAUCUAGUGGAGAAUAAUGUACGCACAGAACUAAUGGCAGUGCUUGGUAUUACAACUUUGGGCGGUAUGGGUUCGUAUUUGGGGUUACCGGAAAGUUUAGGAGGGGCAAAAACUAGAGUUUUUUCCUUUGUUCAGGAUCGGCUUCAAUCAAGAAUAAAUGGUUGGUCGGCGAAGUUUCUGUCCAAAGGGGGAGGAUUGGGUUUUCGACAUGUGGAGGAUUUCAACUCGGCUUUAUUAGCAAAGCAACUCUGGAGACUGAUAAAUGUUCCAGAUUGUUUGUUUGCUCAAGUGUUUAAAGGAAGGUAUUAUAGGAAAUCAGACCCACUGGGUCUGAUCAAAUCAUACUCCCCGUCUUAUGGUUGGAGGAGUAUUAUUUCUGCUCGCCCUCUGGUUAGCAAAGGACUUAUUAAAGGAGUUGGGACGGGGGAAUCUAUUUCAGUAUGGAAUGACCCUUGGCUACCAGCUCAAUACCCGAGGCCAGCUACCCGAAACAGUUCACUUGCUGAACCGCUUACAAAUCUAUCUGUUAAUCAAUUGAUUGAUACGCAGACAGGCUCAUGGAAGGUGCAGCUGCUACAAGCUCUCUUCGACCCAGAGGAUGUCCCUAUUAUUAGUGCUAUCCCGAUUCGGUUCCCGCAAGGGAAGGAUUACAGGUUUUGGCAUUUUACAAAAUCCGGUAAAUAUUCGGUGAAAUCAGGAUAUAUGGUAUCACGGGAUACAAGACGGACUUGUAAUGUAUAUGGCCCAGAUACUAAUCAAUUGCAAGCUCAUGUGUGGAAGGUCAAGUGUCCCCCCAAGUUACGUCAUUUCUUAUGGCAAGUACUUAGAGGAUGUAUAUCGGUUAAUAAUAAUCUGGCAAGAAGAGGGCUGAAUUGUGAUCCGCUUUGUAGUAGAUGUGGCGAAGUAGAAUCUACUCUGCAUGCAGUUUUUCAAUGUCCACCGACAUUGCAAACAUGGGCUUUAUCUCAAGUUCCCACUGCACCUGGGGUAUUCCCAACAGAGUCUCUGUUUGCUAAUAUGGAUCAUUUGUUUUGGAGGACACCCAAGGAUUUAGAUGUUUCAAUGUAUCCUUGGAUAAUGUGGUACAUUUGGAAAGCACGGAAUGAAAAGGUAUUUGACAAUAUAGAUAGGGAUCCAAGAGAGGUCCUACGAUUGGCGGAGUGUGAGGCACAAUCAUGGUUUGAUGCACAGAUGGAGGGAGCUGUUGACACUGGCUCUGGGGUACCUCGGGGGUUAUACCAAAUUAACGACCCUUCUAGCAUUAGAUAUCCAGGUUUCACAUGCUUUGUGGAUGGGUCCUGGAAAGAGGGUGAUAUUUUUGCAGGUUUAGGGUGGUAUUGCACAGCCACAAAUGGCGAACCAACAAUGGGUGCAUCUAACUUUCGAAGGAGUCUAUCGCCACUACAUACCGAAGUCGAAGCAUUAGUGUGGGCUAUGAAGUGUAUGAUUGAAGCAGGGAGACGUGAAGUGACUUUCAUUACAGACUGUUCAGAUCUGGUGGAGAUGGUGUCUUCCCCAACAGAAUGGCCGGCGUUUGUCACAUAUUUAGAGGAAAUUAUCGCAGAUAGGGAAGUGUUUUCUUCUUUUGGUCUUGUCAAAGUUUCUCGUCGUUCUAAUCUUAAAGCGGAUGCGUUAGCACGUCGAAUACGUGUUGAGCCGCUUAGCUGUUUGUAUGUAAACAAUGUUCCUUCCGCUUGGCUCUUUUGA
Capsella rubella is the source of this 3015-nucleotide messenger RNA. RefSeq lists its product as uncharacterized. The coding region runs from base 1 to 3015 and encodes 1004 amino acids. Gene Ontology annotation, molecular function: RNA-DNA hybrid ribonuclease activity; nucleic acid binding. NCBI's taxonomy places the organism in Eukaryota, Viridiplantae, Streptophyta, Magnoliopsida, Brassicales, Brassicaceae. The record is from RefSeq and is a predicted model, not a curated record. The transcript has 2 exons.